Messenger RNA from Phytomonas sp. EM1, 1062 nucleotides. The record is from the annotation of a GenBank genome assembly. NCBI's taxonomy places the organism in Eukaryota, Euglenozoa, Kinetoplastea, Trypanosomatida, Trypanosomatidae.
AUGCAAGCAGCAAAGUCCGAGUCAUUGGAUAGGAUUAUAAAGCUGACAAAUGAAUUACGGAUUUAUCACAACGACAUUCUUAAAAAAAUCGAUCAAAAAGAAGCCGAGUUGAAGCAAUUAUUAUGCGAGCUCGCGAAGCCUCGCACUGGGUGGGAUCGUUCACUCAAUCGGGCACUAGGGAAUGAAACGGCGCGCAUUCUGCACGCGAUACCACUGCCCAUCCACCGCGCGUCCUCCUCCUCCUCCGAGGAGGACGAGGACGAACUAGGCAAACCAAAGGAAGGAAAAUGCGAUUACGGAGAUCAUCUUCGCAACGAGGAAACGGUGAAAGAAUCUGCGUUCACGCGAGGGGCGGGGGAUAGCGUGCUGCGGUCGCUCACCGUUGAGCAGCGGCGGUUUCUCGUGGUGCGGCGGCCGAACGCGAGGGAAUUCCCCCCCUCUUGCGAGGCUGGGGUGGAUUCCUUAGAUCUUUCCCCCAUCGCACGGCUCCCUUUUGAUCAGGAUCGCUCCUUCGACGAGCGCGAUGAAGAAGAAAAGGAGGAAGAGGAAGGGGGGGGGAUCGCUUCGCAGGGGCCCCCUGCCGCCGCGAAACGCGUUCGUUUCACUAGCCAAAGUCCUCUCGUUUCGAUUUUUCCCGUCGAGGAGACACCGAAAGAGGAAGAAAUGGACGAUCAAAAGAUCUUCAACAGAAUGCGAGAAUGCGAGGCAUCGACGCCGACCCCUCCUCUAUCCAACUCCGCCUCCUCCUCGCCUGCGAUGAGCGGGGAGGCGGAGGCGGCGCGAGAUUCGAGUGAAGGGCGGCCGGGGCGUCGCUCUUCACCAAUUUAUCUCGCCCGAUCGCGUCGAGAGCGCACAAGGAAAGGAGGGCGAUCUCUCGCGGAGUUGGAAACCACCCCUUCCGCGCUGGAAACCACGUUUAACGCACUGGAAACGACGCCCCUCCCGCCGCGGCCGCUGCCUCGCCCGGCGAGGGUGGCGGCGUUUCGUCGGAUCGCCACCCCACCCCAUCGUCCCUCCAAACCGGUGAUGCUCGCGGGAGGUCCGACGCUUUACUUUAGCUAA